Molecule: messenger RNA, 20177 nt
Organism: Coregonus sp. 'balchen'
Lineage: Eukaryota; Metazoa; Chordata; Actinopteri; Salmoniformes; Salmonidae
Source: the annotation of a GenBank genome assembly
AUGCUCCAGGGUGACGUUUUUCCUAUAGGUACAGAUCUAGGGUCAGCUUCCCCUCCCCCAAACCUAACCUUAACCUUUAGUGGGGGAAAUGCUCACGGUCUGGGACAACCUCACCAUACUCCUCUGGUAAUAGAGUCGAAUUUCUUCCUUCUUCGGUCCACACACGAACACACAAAAAGUCCCCCAAAAUGUUUUCAUUAAGUUAACUCUGUUCACUCUGAAGGAAGAGGAAAUUACUAUUCACUGAUGAAAGUCUUUAGCUCAGAUAAGCCCUUUGUUUUUGUAACACUGAGAACCUGUAUGAAGGGAACUGAGGUUGCAGUGGAAUUUUAGAUCAUCAACGCCGGUUCUGUAUCUGUUGGGAGAAGACUUUACCAAUUCCAAUGUUAAAAUAAAUUAUCUGGCAGGUGAAUCACCACAGGUCUUUAUUUGAAGGCUUCAGCACGUGCGCACGCACUCACACACAUGCACACACUCGCGCAAACACACACACACACAUUGUCGUGUCUCUAAAUUAACAGUUAGCACUUAGUCACUCCAUGCAAACUUACAAUACAUUUUGGGAUUUAAGCUACAGAAUACAAACAGAACAUGACAGUUAAAGCUAAUUUUAAGGUCUUAACCUCAACACAAGUUGAAUGUGUCUGAUAAUGCUAUAAUUUCAUAUAUAAAACAUUUCUCCUUUAGCUCUUGCUCUGAGUGGAAUGUUUUUGCUAAUCAAGGUUUCAAGUUUUAAUGUCAGAUGCACAAGUACAGUGAAAUGCCUUUCUUGCAAGCUCAGUGAAGUAUUGUUAUUCUACAUAACUCAACUUGCGUAGGACAUGAAUAUAUUUUGCUAUUACUUGCAUGUAUUUAUAUAAUCAGUAUUUUAUGGGUAAAAACCUGGAGCCUCAUAUAUUGAUAGUGGUAUAUCAAAAACAUAAAUCACUUUGUGCCCUUGGACCAAUGAAUGAGGAGUUUUCUUCUAUUAGCUCACAUCGCCACAUAACGGUUGAAUUUUAAAGAUAAAUCAGAGGUGUGUGUGUGCGGUGUGUGUGCUUGUGUGUGUCUGCCAUGUCUGCCCUCAGUUUUUCUGAUCAUGCUAAAAGUUUGUGUGUGUGUGUGUCUGUGUGUGUGUGUGUGUGUGUGUUUCAGACUGUGCAGGCUGUGGUAGGGACAUUAAGAACGGCCAGGCCCUAUUGGCUCUGGAAAGACAGUGGCACCUUGGCUGCUUCAAGUGCAAGGCCUGUGGCACAGUGCUGAGCGGGGAGUACAUCAGCAAGUGAGUAAUCAUCAACUGCAACACUCUCAAUCCUCCUCCUCUCUUUUCUCUCUUUAUCUCUAUACCCGCCCUCUCUCUUUCUUUCUCUUAGCCCGUGUCCGAAAACCUGUGCUUGCACUCUAAAUAGGUGGCUGAUUGGGUAUUUGAAAAUAUAAAGUUAUACUAAGCUUUAUGGAAUUGUUUUAAGAAGGUCACACCAAGGAUCAUUUUGCUAUUUGAUUUGGAAUUUUAAGACACCUUGAAGUAUAAAAAAAAGAUAUAAAGAUAUUAUUUAAUGAAACAUUUUAUUACACCUUACUGCUAUUAGCCAAUACAAACGCAUUGAAUAACAGAUUCACUACAUGGAACAACAGAUAGUCCCCCCCAAAAAAAAUCUAAAGGAAGUUUGUUCUGAUGUAUCUGUCCUAUAUCUGAGAGAUAUAAGAAAGCUCAGGAAACAUUUGUUAUAUAUAUAUAUUUUUUUUUUUUACAUAUAUUUAACCUCUUAUUUAUUUUUUGGCACUAAACAGUCUCCAUACAGUAUAUACAGUACUUCCAUUCAUUUUUUCAUCUGGUACCGGGGGAUCUUCAAACAAGUCUUGUGACGCGUGUGGGCAUCCUAGAGCAAAACAACCAACAUGUAUGUGUUGGUGAGAGUCUCACCUUAGUCUGUAGCCCAAACUGUUCAGCUGCUACAGACAGAAGUUGGCAGAUCGGCUUGUCAUGGAAAUUACCACCAGGGACACCUGAAGUCAAUCUUAAAUGAAUCAUUGUUUAUUAACAGCAAGCUGAAGAGGUCACAGUCAAAUUUAGAUGCAUAAAGUACCGGUCUGAAGUGAGCUCCAACGGGGCAGUCCCGUUAGUUCUCUUAUAUACUGCUUACACAGACAAGUUAUAUUUGCUUGAUUUAGCUUAUUCGUUAUUCAUAAUUAAUUAACGUUUGGUUCAUGCAUGUGACUGACCAAUAGCUCACGAGGCUUCUACAUAGAACACAGAAAUUGGUUAUUAAAAAAGCACAAACAUUUUCCAUCACAUUCCCUCCUCUUAUCACUCACUCUGUGAUAAAUAUCAUAACGUUUUAUUCAUUUGGUUAUUACUUAAACAAUCAAAGGAGUAAGUAAACAAAAUCAACACAUAAAACCACAGACUCUUUCAAACCCUUAAUUCUGGGUUGUAAACUAAAUCAACACAUAAAACCAGACACUUCAUCCUUUCAAAACCUUCUCUGGGUUGCUUCAUACAGUUACACAUGCUUCAUUACACAAUUUCAUUCAUGGAUUCUGGCAAUGAUAUUUCAGCUGGAGCUUUUGUCGCGACUGGCAUGUUAAUGACAGAUCGGUAUCUCAAUGCAUUUUUUUGUCUAAAUUACUAUAAAGUUUGCAGUGUGCAGACCUCCACAAUCAACCUGAUACCCAAAAUAAACCAUUUUGGAUAAGCCUAAAUCAAUUACGGGCACGGUUGACCACCCCCCUCCCUUCCGGCACUCAUUCUUCUGGCGUUUCUUCAUUUUCUUCUUCAGAUAGUGUUUCCGUUCAUCCUCCCAACGGCACAUGUUCAAAGUGGAAGGCUCUUGAUAAUGUCUGGGGAAUAAUCUGAUUUUCCCAAGCAGACGAAUUUCUCACCAGAGCCGCCACUGUCCUUUACGGUCCAUUAUGUCUUGUCCAUUUUCCUACCAGUACACCAGCAGCAUGAGAGAAGUUUGAAUGGGAUCGCUUUCCAUGCUCACUCCACGUGCACUCAUGUUGCUCCUGAGAGAAAAGGCAUGAGAGAAAAGGCAGUGGAUAGCUUCGACUGGAUGCUGUGUACAGGUUGCUGGCUUGGACUCAGGUCUUACGGUAGAAGUGGUGAAGGACCAUAGUGAACACCAUUGUCACCAUUACUUCAGCUGCUUAGAGGGGGUGAGGCUCACACUGUUCUUGGUCGAAUUAUCCCUUCCGUACAUCUAGAUAACAUCUGUGGUCAACUUCGCCAUAACAGUUUAGUUAAGGGCAUUUCUGAUUCAGGAAAUCCAGACAAACUAUUCACUGUAUGACAAAUUAUUACUACUACCAAUAUUGUUAAUACAGAUUUCUAAGACAAAUGUCAAAGAGAAUAAAAAUACACAAUUAAACAAUUUUUUCAAUUAUUAUUCAUUUAUACUCUAUCAUUUCGGCGACCUCAACGCAGAGUUACAGGGUCAGGGAGUUAGAGGGCUAAUCCUUAGAGAGAAAUCCCGACUAUCAAGCAGACCCAAUCUGGUGAGAUUUCUAUUGAAGCAAGACAAAAACAAAAUAGAAGCAAGACAAGAACAAAACAACAACAACAAUACACUUCUUCCCUUUUGACAGGACUCACAUUGUGAUUCAUGCGUAAAAAUAAAAAAAACACUGCCGGUUAAAUCAAAAUAAAAAAUAAAAUUAGAAUUACAACCCUUGAUAUCUCCAUAAGGAAAUACUUGUAUCACAUAAGGUAAUAGUAUAAUAGACUAGAGACAGGUUUCCCUCAUUCAGGGGCAGCGCUCUCUCUCUCUCUCCUUCUCUCUCUCGUGGUCCGAAUCACACAUAGGACUGUUGAUAAAUUAUAAAAUUCUACCUAAUUAUCAGUGUUUACAUAUUAUAUUUAAAUCUCAUCCAAUGUUUCUAGCCUUUCUAAUGAUGGUGAAGAGGCCUCACCAGAAAGUCAGAACAGAGGUCAGAGGUCAUUCCACCCCAUUAAGUGAGUGUUUCUUUCCGUUUUCUUUCCCUGUACCUCAUACUCAUUAUUUAAAGACAUUUCAAACAUUCUAAACAUUUUGUGUACCAGGUUUACGUUGGGUUUUUCAGUAUAUUUCUUAUCAAGAGAAUUUACAUGUGUGCCACCUAAACUCAAUGUUAUCCUCGUACACAAAAUGUUUGGAAUGUUUGAAAUGUCUUUAAAUAAUGAGUAUGUGGUACAGGGAAAGAAAAGGGAAAGAAACACUCGCUUAAUGGGGUUGAUUGACCUCUGACCUCUGUUCUGACUUUCUGGUGAGAUAGAUACUUCAAUACAUUUCAUUUGUGUACCCUUUAAGGUGCAUCCUUUCUAACCUGUGAGAAACCCACUAAAAUAAAAAAUAAAAGACCCCACACAAUAAAUCAAACAGUAUUAACACCACUAGUGAAUAUUCAUAACAGGUGGGUUGUGUGUGGGUGCUGGCGUGUGUGGUAAAUCGUAGGGUAAAAACAAACAAAAUGUCCAGGCCUUACUUAAUUUGGAGCUCCUUUAACAGCCGGAUUCGGUUACCUUUAUACUAACUGUUCUCCCAAGGCACCUGCCUCAGAAAGCAUUUCAAAGGGAGAGAUACAGAAUCAUUGGUAAACUCAUCAGAAAACUUGGUAGUGGACAUUCCAUAAGUCCUGCAAGAAAGAAAAUAAACAUGUACUUAGUUUACUACGCUACAUCUUAAUUAGUCCUAAAGAUUCUUAAUCUUAAUUGAGUUUACUGCAUCUUGGGCAGGAAGUCUUGAUAAAACCAUGCGCAUACAGAAUUAUACUUCAGACACAUCAGAUGAUACAGUGUCCCAUUAAGCUGAAUAGGCACCUUCUAAAGUAAAAAAUCCCAGAGCCCCUUUCUUGUAAUCUUAUCAUUUUGACCUGUUGCAUUGACAUAUUAUCUGUACCGACUGUGACAUCAACUAGUCAAAAUAUGAAACCUGUUGUUUAACAAAUCUGCUAGGACCUUCAAAAAGUUGGUGCUGGCUUAUGAGCUCAAUACGGUACUAAAAACAUUUACUUGGAUCUACUUCAAUUCUGGACACAGUUUCAUGUAAUGGAAACAUAUUAUUGUUUUAGAUGACAUUACCUUCUUACUUACUUAAAUCACUGGUAUAUUCAAACUAUCUAAUUGAGAAAUAAUAAUUGGAAAUGGUCAAAAACGUAUCUUAUUCAUCUGUCCCAAAUAUCCCACUACGUCCCUUACAGCCUGUUUGAGUUCAGUGAGUACUACCUAUUUUCGACAGGAAGCUUAUCUCUAACCCAAACACCAGAUGGCAGCCUCUAAUAUAAUGUCCCAAGGCUCAAUCCCUCUGUUUGUCAUGUGACCUUGUAUUGAAAAAUUUACUUCUUCAAAUUACUAAGACAUUGCAUUAUUAGAGUGAUAUCUGAAAGCCACUAAUAGUACCAUUCACUAUGUUACUUUCACUAGUCUCCAUAUCUGUUUCCUUCAACUAGGACUCUGAAGACCCUCCCAAUCACUACUGCUAAUACACACGGAUCACUCUCAAACAAUGUUCUGCUUUUACCCCUAUUGCAAGGUUUAAAAACAAAACAAACAUAACUUUCUCCAAAUUGGAAGGCAUUGUUUUCAUUUUAUUCUACCCUAACAAUAUUACUCUUAAUAUGUAUUACACAUUUCUGUUGGAUAUUCACUUUCUGCUUCACACUUAUUAAAUGUCUAUUUUUUGAAGAUUACCAUGUAAUGCGCAAAAUCUAUAGAACACAUUGGCCAAUUCAGAAGGGAAGAGAUAAACUUUCUGGGAUCAAAACAUGUAUUAAAACUGGGCUGGCACUGUCUAGCAGUCCCCUGUAGAUGGCGUGCUCUGUCCAUAAUAAGUCUCUUCCUAGCAAGUUAAACUCUAGUAACCCAUUAUACAUUAAUGCAUUGUUACUUUAUCAAAUAUAGUAACCAAUUAUACUAUUCAUUUCUCUUAAUACUUUUUAAACCACUUACAUACGUCUACGUGUGAGUAUACAAGUUGUAUAUUAUUAUUAUUUUUACCAUUGUUACUUCAUCAAAUCUCUAGUAACCCAUUAUACUUUUCUCUUAAUACUUAAUACUCGUUUUUGUCCGAGUUCCCAGUUGUCUUGACCUCACUGAAGUCUGGGAUUUCCCAGUUCCGAGUUUCCAGUUGUUUUGAAAGCGGCAGAAGUCAUGCUGGAUUGACAGCAUGGCCAAUGUUGAAUGUUUAUCCUUUUAAACUUGGAAAAGAGACCCUUAAACCCAGACUUGGACCACACACCCACUCCACUGAAUAGAAGGCUAGUGAUUGCUUUGCAAGGCUUGCAGUUAGCCACUGUCGAAUUUGCGAUUUCCAACUGCUUGUGUAAUGUUUAUGUCCAAUGGCCGAUGAGCACCGAUACAUUUUAUCUAUAAUUCCUCUUCAUAAUUUCUCUCUUCAUAUGAUAAGGAUUGAAAAGUAUUUGCCAGUAGAUUGUCGAUAUGAUUCAUAAUGAUGACUGCUAGCUUGCUUACUAAGAUAUAGAAAGUAUAAUGUUGACAUGAUCAGUCCAAUCAAAGCUAAAGUAGAUAUAACGUGAUUUGAUGUCAUUUUAUCUGUGACCAAUGACCUUGAGCCUUCUUGGAUGGGCACUUCUAAUGUAACUCUAUGGCAGCACCCAAGGGGCUUGAAUUUUUUAGCUCUACCCGUAGAUUUUGCGGCGACGUAGUGUCCCCAUGAGUGACUGAACACUGAGCCAAUCACGGUGCAAGUAGAGAACAUCAGCAACCCCUACGCUCCGUAUUUUCCGCAGGUUGCCCCACCACAGAAAGAACUGAGCUAGGCUGAAACACCUACAUUAUGGAGCUGCUUUACUCAAGAAAGCAAAAAAGAGACCAUGUUUGUAGCGGCUUUAUUAUCUCAAAUAUACACUGCUCAAAAAAAUAAAGGGAACACUAAAAUAACACAUCCUAGAUCUGAAUGAAUGAAAUAAUCUUAUUAAAUACUUUUUUCUUUACAUAGUUGAAUGUGCUGACAACAAAAUCACACAAAAAUUAUCAAUGGAAAUCAAAUUUAUCAACCCAUGGAGGUCUGGAUUUGGAGUCACCCUCAAAAUUAAAGUGGAAAACCACACUACAGGCUGAUCCAACUUUGAUGUAAUGUCCUUAAAACAAGUCAAAAUGAGGCUCAGGAGUGUGUGUGGCCUCCACGUGCCUGUAUGACCUCCCUACAAUGCCUGGGCAUGCUCCUGAUGAGGUGGCGGAUGGUCUCCUGAGGGAUCUCCUCCCAGACCUGGACUAAAGCAUCCGCCAACUCCUGGACAGUCUGUGGUGCAACGUGGCGUUGGUGGAUGGAGCGAGACAUGAUGUCCCAGAUGUGCUCAAUUGGAUUCAGGUCUGGGGAACGGGAGGUCCAUAGCAUCAAUGCCUUCCUCUUGCAGGAACUGCUGACACACUCCAGCCACAUGAGGUCUAGCAUUGUCUUGCAUUAGGAGGAACCCAGGGCCAACCGCACCAGCGUAUGGUCUCACAAGGGGUCUGAGGAUCUCAUCUCUGUACCUAAUGGCAGUCAGGCUACCUCUGGCGAGCACAUGGAGGGCUGUGCGGCCCCCCAAUGAAAUGCCACCCCACACCAUGACUGACCCACCGCCAAACCGGUCAUGCUGGAGGAUGUUGCAGGCAGUAGAACGUUCUCCACGGCGUCUCCAGACUCUGUCACGUCUGUCACAUGUGCUCAGUGUGAACCUGCUUUCAUCUGUGAAGAGCACAGGGCGCCAGUGGUGAAUUUGCCAAUCUUGGUGUUCUCUGGCAAAUGCCAAACGUCCUGCACGGUGUUGGGCUGUAAGCACAACCCCCACCUGUGGACGUCGGGCCCUCAUACCACCCUCAUGGAGUCUGUUUCUGACCGUUUGAGCAGACACAUGCACAUUUGUGGCCUGCUGGAGGGCUCUGGCAGUGCUCCUCCUUGCACAAAGACGGAGGUAGCGGUCCUGCUGCUAGGUUGUUGCCCUCCUACGGCCUCCUCCACGUCUCCUGAUGUACUGGCCUGUCUCCUGGUAGCGCCUCCAUGCUCUGGACACUACGCUGACAGACACAGCAAACCUUCUUGCCACAGCUCGCAUUGAUGUGCCAUCCUGGAUGAGCUGCACUACCUGAGCCACUUGUGUGGGUUGUAGACUCUGUCUCAUGCUACCACUAGAGAGAAAGCACCGCCAGCAUUCAAAAGUGACCAAAAACAUCAGCCAGGAAGCAUAGGAACUGAGAAGUGGUCUGUGGUCACCACCUGCAAAACCAGUCCUUUAUUGGGGGUGUCUUGCUAAUUGCCUAUAAUUUCCACCUGUUGUCUAUUCCAUUUGCACAACAGCAUGUGACAUUUAUUGUCAAUCAGUGUUGCUUCCUAAGUGGACAGUUUGAUUUCACAGAAGUGUGAUUGACUUGGAGUUCCAUUGUGUUGUUUAAGUGUUCCCUUUAUUUUUUUGAGCAGUGUAUAUAUUUUUACAUUCUUUGCAAACUGAUAUGUGACACGUAUUAAUGCCAAAAUAACAUGCAAAACAGGCCCCACCUGCCCUGAAUGACGGGACGCCUCUGGUUGGUUAACCCCUGUGCUGUGAUUUGUGUUGAUAUUGGUGUGUCUUAUCCAUUUUCUCCAAUGUCUAUCUGGCAAACAGGCUACACUUUAGGCCAGUGAUAUUAAAACUUUUACAGCGUGGACCCCAUUUUUUCCACCAGAAUUUCUGGGGACCAAUGUUUUUCUGGGGACCAAUGUUCUGGGGACUAAGUUGUUUCAUCACUGAGCAAAUUUCAGGUCUGCUGAGCAGCAAAUGCAACUUCCGGCACAUUUACUGUGAACGCUGAGGCUGUACCCGCUUUAAGUUCGUUUUAACAGUGGUCUUGUAGGCUACAGUGGCUAUUUGAUCAUAAUGUAGACCUACCAGAGUGGCAUACCAUCAAAAACUAGAAGCACAAGCAUUUCGCUACCCUCGCAAUAACAUCUGCUAACCAUGUGUAUGUGACCAAUACAUUUGAUUUGAUUUGAUUUGAAAACAAUGGAGAAAAUGCAUUCCUUAACAUUUUAACAUGGAAAUAGCUGUUCUAUCAUUCAGCCAAUCUGUGGUGUUCAAUGUAGGCUUACAUUCCAUGAGACUUUUCAAAAAAACAUGCAGGGCUUGGCAUUAAGCUGUUUAUCCACUUGUCCUUCAGACAAGGAGGUGACUGAAAAUGUUGUUGUGUUGUUUAAUGCAAGAAACCACUUUGCAAAAUAAAAUACAUAAUUAUUCUCAUACUAUUAUUACAGAGAAUCAGACAAAUUAUGCUACCCUCUGCCUAUAGGUUACUUCGCUUAUUCAAGCCUGUCUCAAAAUACAACACUGCCCCUUCAAGAUAUAAAAAAAAAGCUCUUUACCUGACCCGCUUUUCAAUGAUGUCUAGAAAUUCACAAGUUUUGUGCUCUUGUAGGAAGCAAUCACUCACCCAUUGCUGACUACAAAUGAUCUAUAAGUGGGCUAAUAACUCACUACAAAUGUACACACAUCGCUACAUUUAGCUCUCAAAACAAGCGCAUUUACUCACGACCACUCAUGCUGUAAAAAACUGGGAAUGGCACAGAUCCAUAUAUGGCAAUGGUCUAUUUGCAUAUAGGCCUACUGCAGCUCUGAUUGGUUACCUGUCUGUGUAGAGUAGGGGCCUGAGUCGUGCCUGUUAACUGCAAUAGAAUCCUACUCCGAUGCAUUCUGCCUACAACAAAAUCUCCCGAUUUUCGGGAUAUCUCAUGGUCUGACAAACACCGCUCUACCUUUGUCACCUUUCACCAGAGAUGCAGAAGUGCAACAUAGGCAGAUAUCCAAUGCAGAUAUCUCUAGCUUAAACGGACAGAUUUUUAUGGAGAUGUUUUUAUUAUGCUAAUUCGAUUUCCACGGGGGCGACAUUCGACCUUAGGGGUUUAAUGGCAUUAGUUAUUCGCGAUUAAUCGCAAUUUUAGAAUUUGCUCAAAUUUGGCCCUAAAGAAAGAUGUUUCCAUUAAUCCUGAAGAGUCUAUUGACGCACUCUAAUCUAAGUAACAUCAUUUAAAAAAUACCCAUCAAACGUCAGUUUAAACUAGAGAUAUCUGUUUUGCAUGGGCUGCGUCUCAAUCCACCUCAUCCGCUUAUGUCGGCCUUCCUUAUCUGCGGUGGAAGGUGGACGAGCUACAGCAGUGUUUGUCAGACCAUGAAAUAAUCAAAUAAUGCUUGUAUAUAUUUAUUUUAUAACUAAAGGGGUCCUACAAAUAAAAAUGAAAUAGCUAAAUGAUCCAUGGUAUGACCAUCUUAAAACAAUUCCAUAUGUUAGCUUAGUAGACCCCCCCACCACCAACGGUUUACACUUUAAAGCAGGGCAUUGAGUUACAGGCAUACCAUGCUUUGAUAGUUAGGGAUGGAAAGAAUAUUAUCUACAUCCAAAUGUUUUCAUAGCCUUUUCACGAUAAACAACACAAAAGACACUGUAACACACAGCUAUUAAUUCUCCCAAUGUUUAAGUAGGCCUACUCUUAUCAAUGUUGUUAAAGUUUAACACUUGCACACAGCACACAGACUCAAAGCUUCAAGCAUUCUAAAUGAGUGUGACUACAGGAAAAAAGAACUGGCUCUAUGGAUACAAAGAGCUUUUAAACUUGGGUCACACUUUUUUUGGAUACUUCGGAUUUUCUACAGAUGGAUGAGCAACUGUUGCUAAGGUUACGGAUAGGGCUAGGUUUAGAAUACGGGUUAGGGCUAGGGUUAGGGUAAGAAGUUUAGGGUUAGGAUAAGGGUUAGGGUUAAAGCUAGGGUUAGUAGAUAGUUAGUUGAAAUGUUACUGAUAGUCUGUAGAUAGUCUGUAGAGCCUCUACAUAUGGAAUAUCCAAAUGAAGUGUAACCUAAACCUGUCCAACAAUGGUAUGAAAACACAGUAACCAUCUGUACUGUUCAGAUAACUUUACACACACAGGCAUACACACUCUCCCUCUGUCCCACACCUCUCUCUCACUUCCGCUCUGACACACAUCCUCUCUCACACACAUACACCACUCUUGCAUAUGCAGCUUACCUUUGAAGCAUCUCUUUGAGUAGCCUAUUUCUUUUGAGUUCUUCCUGUGCCAUCUACAUUUGUGCAUAGCCUAGUCAGUGGUAAAGUGAUCAGGUUGCUAACUAGCUAGCUAGGUGACAUGACUAGCUAGUUAAACAAUGUUGUUUGUUAUCAAACCAAGAAAGAGCGGUUUGCGAGUAGUUUAAAACAUCAGGCGGCAUGCGCACAAAUCCGCGGCAGAAAAAAAAAACAUAGCUCCGGUAAUAUUGGGCUUAACCUUUACAUAAUUUUGGCUAGAGGCACACGGUCUUCAGCUACAGUGCAUUCGGAAAGUAUUCAGACCCCUUGACUUUUCCCACAUUUUGUUACGUUACAGCCUUAUUCUAAAAUUGAUUAAAUUGUUUUUUUUACCUCAUCAAUCUACACACAAUACCCCAUAAUGGCAAAGCAAAAACAGAGUUAUAGAAAUUCUUGCAAAUUUCUUAAAAAUAAAAAACUGAAAUAAUACAUUUACAUAAGUAUUCAGACCCUUUACUCUGUACUUUGUUUAAGCACCUUUGGCAGCGAUUACAACCUCAAGUCUUCUUGGGUAUGAUGCUACAAGCUUGGCACACCUGUAUUUGGGGAGUUUCUCCCAUUGUUCUCUGCAGAUCCUCUCAAGCUCUGUCAGGUUGGAUGGGGAGUGUCGCUGCACAGCUCUUUUUAGGUGUCUCCAAAGAUGUCAAAUCAAAUCAAAUCAAAUUGUAUUGGUCACAUACACAUAUUUAGCAGAUGUUAUUGCGGGUGUAGCGAAAUGCUUGUGUUUCUAGCUCCAACAGUGCAGUAGUAUCUAACAAUUCACAACAAUACACACAAAUCCCAAAGUAAAAUAAGGGAAUUAAGAAAUAUAUAAAUAUUAGGAGUGGCAUAGACUAAAAUACAGUAGAAUAGAAUACAGUAUAUACAGUUGAAGUCAGAAGUUUACAUACACCUUAGCCAAAUACAUUUAAACUCAGUUUUUCACAAUUCCUGACAUUCAAUCCUAGUAAAAAUGCCCUGUUUAAGGUCAGUUAGGAUCACCACUUUAUUUUAAGAAUGUGAAAUGUCAGAAUAAUAGUAGAGAGAAUUAUUUAUUUCAGCUUUUAUUUCUUUCAUCACAUUCCCAGUGGGUCAGAAGUUUACACUCAAUGAGUAUUUGGUAACAUUGCCUUUAAAUUGUUUAACUUGGGUCAAACGUUUCGUGUAGCCUUCCACAAGCUUCCCACAAUAAGUUGGUUGAAUUUUGGCCCAUUCCUCCUGACAGAGCUGGUGUAACUGAUUCAGGUUUGUAGGCAUCCUUGCUUGCACACACUUUUUCAGUUCUGCCCACAAAUGUUCUAUAGGAUUGAGGUCAGGGCUUUGUGAUAGCCACUCCAAUACCUUGAAUUUGUUGUCCUUAAGCCAUUUUGCCACAACUUUGGAAGUAUGCUUGGGAUCACUGUCCAUUUGAAAAACCCAUUUGCGACCAAGCAUUAACUUCCUGACUGAUGUCUUGAGAUAUUGAUUCAAUAUGUCCACAUAAUUUUCCUUCCUCAUGAUGCCAUCUAUUUUGUGAAGUGCACCAGUCCCUCCUGCAGCAAAGCACCCCCACAGCAUGAUGCUGCCACCCCCGUGCUUCACGGUUGGGAUGGUGUUCUUCGGCUUGAAAGCAUCCCCCUUUUUCCUCCAAACAUAACGAUGGUCAUUAUGGCCAAACAGUUCUAUUUUUGUUUCAUCAGACCAGUGGACAUUUCUCCAAAAAGUACGAUCUUUGUCCCCAUGUCCAGUUGCAAACCGUAGUCUGGCUUUUUAAUGGCGGUUUUGGAGCAGUGGCUUCUUCCUUGCUGAGCGGCCUUUCAGGUUAUGUCGAUAUAGGACUCGUUUUACUGUGGAUAUAGAUACUUCUGUACUUGUUUCCUCCAGCAUCUUCACAAGGUCCUUUGCUGUUGUUCUGGGAUUGAUUUGCACUUUUCAUACCAAAGUACGUUAAUCUCUAGGAAACAGAACGUGUCUCCUUCCUGAGCGGUAUGACGGCUGCAUGGUCCCAUGGUGUUUAUACUUGCGUACUAUUGUUUGUACAGAUGAACGUGGUACCUUCAGGCGUUUGGAAAUUGCUCCCAAGGAUGAACCAGACUUGUGGAGGCCUACACAUUUUUUUCCGAGGUCUUGGCUGAUUUCUUUUGAUUUUCCCAUGAUGUAAAGCAAAGAGGCACUGAGUUUGAAGGUAGGUCUUGAAAUACAUCCACAGGUACACCUCCAAUUGACUCAAAUUAUGUCAAUUAGCCUAUCAGAAGCUUCUAAAGCCAUGACAUCAUUUUCUGGAAUUUUCCAAGCUGUUUAAAGGCACAGUCAACUUAGUGUAUGUAAACUUCUGACCCACUGGAAUUGUGAUACAGUGAUUUUUAAGUGAAAUAAUCUGUCUGUAAACAAUUGUUGGAAAUAUUACUUGUGUCAUGCACAAAGUAAAUGUCCUAACCGACUUGCAAAAACUAUAGUUUGUUAACAAGAAAUUAGUGGAGUGGUUGAAAAACAAGUUUUAACGACUCCAACCUAAGUUUAUGUAAACUUCCGACUUCAACUGUACAUAUGAGAUGAGGAAAGCAAACAUAUGUAAACAUUAUUAAAGUGACUACUAUUUCAUUAUUAAAGUGGCCAGUGAUUCCAUGUAUAUAGGGCAGCCUCCUCUAAAGGUGCAGGGUUGCGUAACUGGGUGGAAGCCGGCUAGUGAUGGCUAUUUAACAGUCUGAUGGCCUUAAGAUAGAAGCAGUUUUUCAGUCUCUCGGUCCCAGCUUUGUACUGACCUCGCCUUCUGGAUGAUAGCGGGGUGAACAGGCCUUGGCUCGUGGUUGUUGUCCUUGAUGAUCUUUUUGGCUUUCCUGUGAUAUCGGGUGCUGUAGGUGUCCUGGAGGGCAGGUUGUUUGCCCCCGGUGAUGCGUUGGGCAGACCACACCACCCUCUGGAGAGCCCUGCAGUUGCGGGCGGUGCAGUUGCCGUACCAGGCAGUGAUACAGCCCGACAGGAUGCUCUCAAUUGUUCAUCUGUAAAAGUUUGUGAGAGUUUUAGGUGCCAAGCCAAAUUUCUUCAGCCUCCUGAGGUUGAAGAGGCGCUGUUGCGCCUUCUUCACCACACUGUCUGUGUGGGUGGACCAUUUCAGAUUGUGUAUGCUGAGGAACUUGAAGCUUUCCACCUACUCUACUGCGGUCCCGUCGAUGUGGAUAGUGGCGUGCUCCCUCUGCUGUUUCCUGAAGUCCACAAUCAGCUCCUUUGUUUUGUUGACGUUGAGUGAGAGGUUAUUUUCCUGAAACCACUCUCCCAGGGCCCUCACCUCCUCCCUGUAGGUUGUCUCGUCAUUGUUGGUAAUCAGGCCUACUAAUGUUGUGUUGUCUGCAAACUUGAUGAUUGAGUUGGAGGCGUGCAUUGCCACACAGUCAUGAGUGAACAGAGAGUACAUGAGGGGGCUGAGCACGCACCCUUGUGGGGCCCCUGUGUUGAGGAUCAGCGAAGUAGAGGUGAUGUUUCCUACCUUUACCACCUGGGGGCGGCCCGUCAGGAAGUCCAGGACCCAGUUGCACAGGGCAGGGUUCAGACCCAGGGCCCCAAGCUUAAUGAUGAGCUUGGAGGGUACUAUGGUGUUGAAUGCUGAGCUAUAGUCAAUGAACAGCAUUCUUCCAUAGGUACUCCUCUUGUCCAGGUGGGAUAGGUCAGUGUGCAGAGCGAUGGCGAUGGUGAUUGCAUCGUCUGUGGAUCUAUUGGGGCGGUAAGCAAAUUGAAGUGGGUCUAGGGUGUCUCAAAGCAAUUCAUGAUGACAGAAGUGAGUACUACAGGGCGAUAGUCAUUUAGUUCAGUUACCUUUGCUUUCUUGAGUACAGGAACAAUGGUGGACAUCUUGAAGCAAGUGAGGACAGCAGACUGGGAUAGGGAGACAUUGAAUAUGUCCAUAAACACUCCAGCCAGCUGGUCUGCGCAUGCUCUGAGGAUGCGGCUAGGGAUGUCGUCUGGGCCGGCAGCCUUGUGAGUGCUAACAUGCUUAAAUGUCUUAUUCACGUCGGCCACGGAGAAGGAGAGCCCACAGUCCUUGGUAGCGAGUCGCGUUGGUGGCACUGUGUUAUCCUCAAAGCGGGCGAAGAAGGUGUUUAGCUUGUCCGGAAGCAAGACGUUGGUGUCCGCGACGUGGCUGGUUUUCCCUUUGUAGUCCAUGAUUGUCUGUAGACCCUGACACAUAUGUCUAGUGUCUGAGCCAUUGAAUUGCGACUCCACUUUGUCUCUGUACUGACGUUUUGUCUUUAUGAUUGCCUUACGGAGGAAAUAACUACACUGUUUGUAUUCGGCCAUAGUACCAGUCACCUUGCCAUGGUUAAAUGCGAAGGUUCAUGCUUUCAUUUUUGCGCGCAUGCUGCCAUCUAUCCACGGUUUCUGUUUUGGGCAGGUUUUAAUAGUCACAGUGGGUACAACAUCUCCUAUACACUUCCUGAUGAACUCAGUCACCGUAUCCGUGUAUUCGUUGAUGUUUCUCAGAGGCUACCCGGAACAUAUCCCAGUCCGCGUGAUCAAAACAAUCUUGAAGCAUGGAUUCCGAUUGGUCAGACCAGCAUUGAAUAGACCUUAGCACGGGUACUUCCUGUUUGAGUUUCUGCCUAUAGGAAGGAAGGAGAAAAAUUGAGUCGUGAUCAGAUUUGCAGAAGGGAGGGUGAGGGAGGGCCUUGUAGGCAUUUCGAAAAGUUGAGUAGCAGUGGUCCAAUGUUUUCCCAGAGCGAGUACUACAGUCAAUGUGUUGGUAGAACUUCGGUAGCGUUGCUUUGUUAAACUCCCCAGCUACAAUAAAUGCGGCCUCAGGAUGUGUGGUUUCCAGUUUGCAUAAAGUCCGGUGUAGUUCUUUGAGGGCCGUCGUGGUAUCGGCUUGUGAGGGAAUAUACACUGCUGUGACUAUAACCGAAGAGAAUUCUCUUGGGAGGUAAUACGGUCUGCAUUUGCUUGUAAGGUAUUCUGGGUCGGGUUCAAGUCUGAUCGGGUUCAAGUCUGGGCUCUGACUGGGCCACUCAAGGACAUUCAGAGACUUGUCCCGAAGCCACUCCUGCGUUGUCUUGGCUGUGUGUUUAGGGUCAUUGUCCUGUUGGAAGGUGAACCUUCGCCCCAGUCUGAGGUCCUGAGCGCUCUGGAGCAGGUUUUCAUCAAGGAUCUCUGUGUACUUUGCUCCGUUCAUCUUUUCUCUCGAUCCUGACUAGUCUUCCAGUCCCUGCCUCUGAAAAACAUCCCUACAGCAUGAUGCUGCCACCACCAUGCUUCACCGUAGGGAUAGUGCCAGGUUUCCUCCAGACAUGACGCUUGGCAUUCAGGCCAAAGAGUUCAAUCUUGGUUUCAUCAGACCAGAUAAUCUUGUUUCUCGUGAGAGUCCUUUAGGUGCAAUUUGGCAAACUCCAUGCGGGCUGUCAUAUGCCUUUUAUUGAGGAGUGGCUUCCAUCUGGCUACUCUACCAUAAAGGCCUGAUUGGUGGAGUGCUGCAGAGAUGGUUGUCUUUCUCCCAUCUCCAUAGAGCAACUCUGGAGCUCCGUCAGAGUGACCAUCGGGUUCUUGGUAACUCCCUGACCAACGUCCUACUCCCCCGAUUGCUCAGUUUGGCCGGGCAGCCAGUGGUUCCAAACUUCUUCAAUUUAAGAAUCAUGGAGGCCACUGUGUUAUUGGGGAUCUUCAAUGCAGCAGACAUGUUUUGGUACCCUUCCCCAGAUCUGAGCCUCGACACAAUCCUGUCUCAAAGCUCUAGGGACAAUUCCUUCGACCUCAUGGCUUGGUUUUUGCUCUGACAUGCACUGUCAACUCUGGGACCUUAUAUAGAAGGGGGUAUGCCUUUCCAAAUCAUGUCCAAUCAAUUGAAUUUACCACAGGUGGACUCCAAUCAAGUUGUAGAAACAUCUCAAGGAUGAUCAAUGGAAACAGGAUGCACCUGAGCUCAAUUUCAAGUCUCAUAGCAAAGUGUAUGAAUACUUAUGUAAAUAAGGUAUUUCUGUGUUUUAGUUUUUAUAAAUAACCUGUUUCGUAUUGUAUCGUGAGGUCCCUGGCAAUUCCCAGCCCUACUAAACAGUAUGUUCUAAAUAGUAUGUAGUACGAUUAGUACACUUUAUGUCAUUUUAAAGUAGUAGGCAAGACACAUUUCGGACACAGCCAAUAACUAAGUGUUUAUUGACUAGACAUUUUCAGAUCUUGCCCUCUCUGUCUGCCUGACUCUCUCAUUCCCCAACCCCCCUCUUUUCUCUCAGGGACGGCACCCCCUAUUGCGAGAAAGACUACCAGAUCCACUUUGGGGUCCAGUGUGAAGCCUGUAAUCAGUUCAUCACAGGGAAGGUUCUGGAGGUAAGAACCAUUUCCUCAUCCCCUUGCUCCUCCCGUCCCAUGACUUGAAAUUCUCAGUCAUUGGUCAUUCAGUCGUUGCUGUUCAUUGCUUUGAAUGAACCGUGUGCGUAGUCAAGUUCUAUAUUGCUGGAUUUCUCCAUCCAUUCCUCCGGGGACCUACAGUGAGGGAAAAAAGUAUUUAAUCCCCUGCUGAUUUUGAACGUUUGCCCACUGACAAAGACAUGAUCAGUUUAUAAUAUUUAUGGUAGGUUUAUUUAAACAGUGAGAGACAGAAUAACAACAAAAAAAUCCAGAAAAACACAUGUCAAAAAUGUUAUAAAUUUAUUUGCAUUUUAAUGAGGGAAAUAAGUAUUUGACCCCUCUGCAAAACAUGACUUUGUACUUGGUGGCAAAACCCUUGUUGGCAAUCACAGAGGUCAGACCUUUCUUAUAGUUGGCCACCAGGUUUGGACACAUCUCAGGAGGGAUUUUGUCCCACUCCUCUUUGCAGAUCUUAUCCAAGUCAUUACGGUUUCGAGGCUGACGUUUGGCAACUCGAACCUUCAGCUCCCUCCACAGAUUUUCUAUGGGAUUAAGGUCUGGAGACUGGCUAGGCCACUCCAGGACCUUAAUGUGCUUCUUCUUGAGCCACUCCUUUGUUGCCUUGGCCGUGUGUUUUGGGUCAUUGUCAUGCUGGAAUACCCAUCCACGACCCAUUUUCAAUGCCCUGGCUGAGGGAAGGAGGUUCUCACCCAAGAUUUGACAGUACAUGGCCCCGUCCAUCGUCCCUUUGAUGCGGUGAAGUUGUCCUGUCCCCUUAGCAGAAAAACACCCCCAAAGCAUUAUGUUUCCACCUCCAUGUUUGACAGUGGGGAUGGUGUUCUUGGGGUCAUAGGCAGCAUUCCUCCUCCUCCAAACAUGGCGAGUUGAGUUGAUGCCAAAGAGCUCGAUUUUGGUCUCAUCUGACCACAACACUUUCACCCAGUUCUCCUCUGAAUCAUUCAGAUGUUAAUUGGCAAACUUCAGACGGGCCUGUAUAUGUGCUUUCUUGAGCAGGGGGACCUUGCGGGCGCUGCAGGAUUUCAGUCCUUCACGGCGUAGUGUGUUACCAAUUGUUUUCUUGGUGACUAUGGUCCCAGCUGCCUUGAGAUCAUUGACAAGAUCCUCCCGUGUAGUUCUGGGCUGAUUCCUCACUGUUCUCAUGAUCAUUGCAACUCCACGAGGUGAGAUAUUGCAUGGAGCCCCAGGCCGAGGGAGAUUGACAGUUCUUUUGUGUUUCUUCCAUUUGCGAAUAAUCGCACCAACUGUUGUCACCUUCUCACCAAGCUGCUUGGCGAUGGUCUUGUAGCCCAUUCCAGCCUUGUGUAGGUCUACAAUGUUGUCCCUGACAUCCUUAGAGAGCUCUUUGGUCUUGGCCAUGGUGGAGAGUUUGGAAUCUGAUUGAUUGAUUGCUUCUGUGGACAGGUGUCUUUUAUACAGGUAACAAACUGAGAUUAGGAGCACUCCCUUUAAGAGUGUGCUCCUAAUCUCAGCUCGUUACCUGUAUAAAAGACACCUGGGAGCCAGAAAUCUUUCUGAUUGAGAGGGGGUCAAAUACUUAUUUCCCUCAUUAAAAUGCAAAUCAAUUUAUAACAUUUUUGACAUGCGUUUUCCUGGAUUUUGUUGUUGUUAUUCUGUCUCUCACUGUUCAAAUAAACCUGCCAUUAAAAUUAUAGACGGAUAAUAUCUUUAUCAGUGGGCAAACGUACAAAAUCAGCAGGGGAUCAAAUACUUUUUUCCCUCACUGUACAUGGCAUGCUCAUUUUUGUUACAGCCCAGCAGUAACGCAUCACGUCAUGUCAGAUUGGUGAUUAAUUCAACAAAAGGAGGAAGGAAUUAUGUUUAAGAGUAUUCAAACGUGACCAUAGUUUUCAUCCUAGCCUUUAAUGUAACGUAGCCAAAGACUUGAUAACCCCUGUGUAACAAGGAGAGUGAAGUCUAUGGCCAAUCAAUGAUGUAAACUGAUUUUUAUUUAGCCAGGGAGUCAUGUUAAGACCACAAUCUGUUUUGCAUAUGAGCCCUGAAUGAACACAUCAAUAAACAAUUACGCUAUUCAUACCUAUAUACACAUAAAUUACACAAACAUAAAAAGCAAAACACAAUCAUAUGAAACAAACACAUUCUCCUGUAAAAAUAUAUUUGUCUCCAGGGAAAAACUAAAGCCACCAGGACUGUGGUGGUCCUUGAGUAGUUGGAAUGAUGUACCCAUGGGUUGUAUUCCUUAGGCACCAAACGGAAGAAAAUGGACUGAAACAGGAGGGACUACUCUGGUGCUCUUUUUCAUUUUCCAUUGCAAAACAUUUUGCUGCGAUGUGCUCUAAUGAAUAUGACCCUGGAUCAAACGCUGUGAAGGGUUGUUGUGGGCAUUGAGUGUCUAUGAACCUCUGGACAUGUGUGUCCCUAGAGAGAGGGGCGGUCCACCCUUUCACACACUCUCUGCAGCUCCAAAAUCUCCAACACUGAGUUUUGCUGCCUCAAAUCUUAUCUUUAAACUUCCAAUAUCUUUAAACUGUUUUGGGGGGAUCUGUCUUGGUUACCUUUAUCUAAUCUGCUUAUCUGACCUCACUUCAACCGGAGAACCAGAUUUCAACCAGAAAAUUACAUAAUUAUGACGUCCCUUGCCAAAUGUGGCCUGCUUGGUAAACAACCUGACUAUGAAGUCACAAAGAUAUCAGCCUGAUGUCUUUUCACCCAAUUAAGUUUUAGUUUUUACAUAGGUUUAAGAAGUUAUAUUCAAAAAAAUUGCUGCAACUAAUCUUGGCACUAAUUGAUAAUGAUUAAUUAAUUAAUUAAUUAUUAACAAAAGAAAUCUACGCUAUACAUAAAAAUGAUCCCUUAUUGAGCUGAAAUUCUAUAUUGUCUUUAGACGAACAUACCUGUCCAGUGA